Molecule: messenger RNA, 2097 nt
Organism: Melitaea cinxia (Glanville fritillary)
Lineage: Eukaryota; Metazoa; Arthropoda; Insecta; Lepidoptera; Nymphalidae
Gene: Gycalpha99B
Product: head-specific guanylate cyclase
Exons: 14
Coding region: 1-2097 (698 amino acids)
Biological process (GO): cGMP biosynthetic process; response to oxygen levels
Cellular component (GO): guanylate cyclase complex, soluble
Molecular function (GO): guanylate cyclase activity; heme binding
Source: RefSeq, a predicted model, not a curated record
AUGUCGUGUCCAUUCCGCCGAGCGUCCUCACAACACCAAUUUGCAAAUGGCGGCGCUUCCGUUAAAAAAGAGUUUCGGUCUAGGCAGUCGUCAGUUCACCUGCCUGGACCGGAAGAAGAAGAGGACAGCAAUACUCUCACGCUGAAACAUUUAAGCGAAGCGCUGAAGUUGCUGACAGCGCCAUCGAACGACUGCCUCCACGCCGCAGUGACGUCAUUAACGAAGAACCAGGCAGAGCAUUACGACAAAUACGAUUGCCUACGGAGAUUACCAGAUGACGUCAGGACAUGCAGGAAUUACGCCUACUUACAAGAGAUAUAUGACGCUGUACGAGCUACCGAUAGUGUAAGCACUAAGGAUUUUAUGGCGAAGUUAGGUGAAUAUUUAAUAUUAACAGCAUUCUCUCAUAACUGUCGAUUGGAAAGAGCAUUUAAAUGUCUAGGAACCGAUUUGACCGAAUUUCUAACUACACUGGAUAGUGUGCACGAUGUUCUACAUGAUCAGGAUGAUUCUCUCAAAGACGAGUCAACAGAAAAUGAAGCAGCAUUCGUUUGUGCUACCUCACACGCGGGCAUGAUACAACUACAUCUGACUACAGAGAGUGAACCCGUAGCAUAUUUACUAGUCGGUUGUCUCAAAGCCAUCGCAAUGCGACUGUAUGACACCCAGACUGAUAUAAGACUGAUGAGCUAUUCCAACGAUCCUAGGAGAUUUAGAUAUGAUAUAACAGUAUUACCGUUAAAUCAGAGAUUGAAGGAAGAUAAUUGCGAAGCUGCCGGCGACGCAGUGAGCCUAGCAACGUCGAACAAUGUAAAUGAUUUACGGAUCGGAGUCGCCAGUUUCUGCAAAGCGUUUCCUUGGCACUUCGUCACUGACAAGCGUUUGGAACUCGUACAACUCGGCGGCGGUUUCAUGCGUCUGUUUGGGACACACCUCUCCUCACACGGCUCCUCUCUUGGGACGUACUUCAGAUUGCUCAGACCAAGAGGAGUACCUCUGGACUUCCGCGAGAUCCUUCAGAGACUGAACACGCCAUUUAUGUUCUGUUUGAAGAUACCUGGUUCCAACUCUUUGGCUGAGGGCCUCGAGAUAAAAGGACAGAUGGUUUUCUGUUCGGAGUCUGAUUCGCUGCUUUUUGUCGGCUCGCCUUUUCUUGAUGGUCUCGAAGGGCUAACGGGGCGAGGGCUAUUUAUAUCCGACAUUCCAUUACAUGACGCGACAAGGGACGUCAUCUUAGUCAGCGAACAGACAAGGGCUCAGGAUGGACUCAGGAAAAGGAUGGACAAAUUGAAAAAUUCAAUAAUGGAAACCAGUAAAUCAGUUGACAAGGAAAGAGAGAAAAAUGUCAGUCUCUUGCAUUUAAUAUUUCCACCGCAUAUUGCUAAACGGCUUUGGCUCGGUGAAAAUAUCGAAGCCAAGAGUCACGAUGACGUCACGAUGUUGUUCAGUGACAUUGUAGGGUUCACAUCUAUUUGUGCGACAGCUACGCCUAUGAUGGUGAUAGCUAUGCUGGAAGACCUGUACAGCGUGUUUGACGUAUUCUGUGGCGAGCUGGAUGUUUAUAAGGUGGAGACAAUAGGAGAUGCGUAUUGUGUCGCGAGUGGACUACAUAAAAAGAUCGAAACCCACGCGCCGCAAAUAGCUUGGAUGGCAUUACGUAUGGUCGAGACUUGUGCUCAACAUCUUACUCAUGAAGGGAAUCCGAUUAAGAUGCGUAUUGGACUCCAUACUGGAACAGUUCUGGCAGGCGUAGUUGGUAAGACAAUGUUGAAAUAUUGUCUCUUUGGACACAACGUCACGCUUGCUAACAAAUUUGAAUCCGGAUCCGAACCUUUGAAGAUCAACGUCAGUCCAACUACUUAUAAGUGGCUAAUAAAAUUUCCGGGAUUCGAAAUGGAGCCACGCGAUCGAUCCUGUCUGCCAAAUUCAUUCCCAAAGGACAUACCUGGAACGUGCUACUUCCUACACAAGUACACGCAUCCGGGGACGGAUCCCGACGCAUCUCAGGUAAAACAUAUAGAAGACGCUUUAAAAGAGUUUGGCAUCGGAAAGGGUAAGACCAGCGAAGCGGAGUAUGAAGGAUCAACAUCGUCAUAA